This is a messenger RNA of Saccostrea cuccullata (small rock oyster), 955 nucleotides long. RefSeq lists its product as uncharacterized. The coding region runs from base 206 to 811 and encodes 201 amino acids. The transcript has 6 exons. NCBI's taxonomy places the organism in Eukaryota, Metazoa, Mollusca, Bivalvia, Ostreida, Ostreidae. The record is from RefSeq and is a predicted model, not a curated record.
CUGUUAACAUUCAAGACUGUGUGGAAUCAAUCACAGCUGAGAAAAAUAGAAAUAGAAAAAGAGACCUGAUUCAAAUUGUGAGGCGACAAACUGAAUUAACUCAUAAACACGGUGACUAAAUGGAGGGGACGUAAUAGGAAGACCUGUAAUUUAUUACUGUUAUUUAGAGGUAUAUAACGGUAUUUGGGAACCUAGAUCCUGAAGGAUGUCUCGGAAAGGAAGAAGAUCAAGUGACCAUAUUUAUUAUGACAGGGCUCGUCCCAUAUCGGAGUACAUUACACUGAAUAGAAGGACAUCGGUCAGUCGUAAUGACCCAAGGUCACCUGAUGAGAUGAUGUUUUUAACUGCACAAAUGGAAUCUGAGCGAAAACUUCGCAAGGACACAGAGGAAAGAUGCAGACAGUUAAUGUUAAAGAUUGAGCACAUGCAGGCAAUACUAAAUCUUCGAAACGAGGCUCUCGAGAAAGAGAAGGUGGCACGUGAGGAGGCGGAGCAUAUGUGUCAAUCAUUACAAACCACCAUUGAUAAACUAGAGCAGUAUCUCAAGACAAGAAACACCACGGAAGAUCAACAGAUCAUUUCACAUUCAAAUGUUAACAACAUCUCCAUAUCACAAAUCACCAGACUACAGGGAGAGCUUCAGAUACGGGACGAGCAGGACGAGAAAUUCCAGAAGAAGGCUCAGAUCAAAGAACCCAUACAGCCUAGGACAGUUCCUGUAGCUGCCUUUGUCCAUACCAAAGAUGAACCAAACCGAACGUGCAAGACACCGAAAUUCCAAGACUUCCAGGACAACGAGAUAGAAUUCUAACCCCAAUCAAGGUUCAAACUAAUGGAAGAAUCUGUGAUAAUAUGUACUCAUAGCAUUACAUUAUAAAUACUGUGAAUUUACAUAAAGAAUUGCACUGAGAUUUAGCACAAAUUUAGUGCAAAAGUCACAAUUAUUGUUUAUAUG